Molecule: messenger RNA, 339 nt
Organism: Closterium sp. Naga37s-1
Lineage: Eukaryota; Viridiplantae; Streptophyta; Zygnematophyceae; Desmidiales; Closteriaceae
Source: the annotation of a GenBank genome assembly
AUGUGGGCGCUCGACCGCCCGGAUAUUCCGCAGCCGCCCCCCGGGUGGCGGCGGCGCAUCGUGGUUCGCGGAGGGUCUUCCGCGAAGUUUUCGGACGUGUACUACCACUCGCCCUGUGGAAAGUCGUUGAGAUCAGUCAAUGACGUUGAAAGGUUCCUAGCAGACCACCCCAAGUACCGCAUGCAGGGCAUCACGUCGCGCCAGUUCUCCUUCUCCUCCCCUCGCCCCGCCCCCGCUGCCGCCCCUGUCAAGAACCACUUGCAAAAACGUCCGCAGGACGCCUCCCCACCAGCCGGCCCGCUGGGAAAACGGCGAGUUGCAGCUAGCCCAGUAGAGUAG